Lachancea sp. 'fantastica' is the source of this 5190-nucleotide messenger RNA. The record is from the annotation of a GenBank genome assembly. NCBI's taxonomy places the organism in Eukaryota, Fungi, Ascomycota, Saccharomycetes, Saccharomycetales, Saccharomycetaceae.
AUGACGCCUGAAAACGAAAACUACUUAUGCCACAUUUUAUUGACGGAGCUACUAGCCUACCAAUUUGCGUGGCCGGUUAGAUGGAUUGAAACCCAAAACGUCUUGCUAAAUCAGUUCCAAACUGAAAGGCUGAUUGAGGUUGGUCCUCAACCAAUUCUCACUAAUAUCGCAAAAAGAACUCUCAGCCAAGCUUCAAGUUAUGAGUGUGCCACCACAAUAUCGACUCGUCGGCAGAUACUCUCCAUUGCUGGCGAUAUGGAAGAGAUAUCGUAUCACUAUAACCCACCUAUCAAAACCGAGUCCCCUGUAGAUUCGAACACGAAGUCCAUACAAAAACCAAGCGUGAGCGCCGCUGUAGGCAAUGCACCACAGCAAUCUGAUCUGUUUGCUCGUGAGUUGAAAAAAUUACCGCACACUAAUUCUGAAGUUAUAGAUGCAGUGCGCCUGACUUCCGAAUUUGCCUUGAGGUUUAUCAUAUCUCGAAAGCUGAGCGCUUUUGACAUACACUCCCUACCCUUGGACAAGUCGAUCAAAGAAAUCUGUAACGGAAAAUCAACGCUGCAGAAUGAGUUGCUUGCAGACAUAUACAGGCAGUUUCCAACUUUACGAGACAUUCAUAAAAUUGAAGAAAUACCAGUCAGCUCUCUAUCAGAGGAUGCAGUCUUUUCUGAUAGACAACCAGACGACACUGGCCCACUGAUUGCCGAUAUCCUAAGCAACUUUAUUUCUCGAAAAUUCACGGGUGCUUUGUGCAGCUCGGGCAGUGUUCGGCGCUAUCUGAAGGAAAAUUGGGACAUUCAAACUGCAUCAGGAAUUCUUGUCCUUCUCGCCUCGAAAAAUGUAGAAGAGAGAUUCACAAGUGAAGAGGAAACGAAGCGCUUUAUUGAUGACGGUGUCACAGAAUACGCCAAACUAUACAAAACCCCUCUCAAGAUGUCGGCUUUGAAUACUUCAGGGCAGGAAGCUUUGGCUGCCGAAUUGGACGAGGAGAAGCCGAAAGUUAUAAGCAUUGAAAGCUAUUCGGCUUUUCAACAUGAUUUGACGGAGCUACAUAGUCAUCAGAACCAAGUUUUGAGCCAACAUCUGAAGGAAUCCAAUGAAAAGUCCGAGGUGGAAAAAUUGAGGGCUCAAGUAGCCAAAAUGGAGAAAAAAGUGACUGCAAUUGAGAACGAAUUUGGAGUUGACCUGAUUGAUAAAUCAUUGCUGCGAUCGUUUUCUCCUCUAAAAGUAAGAACUUUUGACUCAACAUGGAAUUGGGCACGACAAUCCAUUAUCAAGGUACUUUAUGCUCUUCAUAGGGAACCUCAGAAAAUUGGACAAAUUCUGAGUCCUUCGGUUGUGCAAAACAUAGCGAACAGAGCUGAUAUUAGUGUCAUAAGAAUCAUUCAAUUCACACUAAAAAAAAACUGCUACAACUCGGCAGUAAGAGAAAUGUUCGAAAAGGUUGUGAAUUACAGCUUACAAGAGAUUUCGAGCCCUCCACUAUUUUAUGUGAAAAAUUUCGAAGCAGCUGAAUGUAAGCUCCUAUGUCAUCCUCAAAAUGCGACACAGUAUAUCAAAGAGAUGUCUUUGGCAGCCGCCUCACAGAAAACUGAGCAGUCUUUCCUUUCAUCAAGAUUAAACGGCGAUAUGGAUAGCUACUACAAGAUUGAGAAGGAGCUUUUUCAGGUCUAUUCCAAGAUUAUUCGAUAUUCCUUGGACUCGAAUAAUGCGACAACAAAUAUACGCUCUCAGUUUGACACCGUUUACGAGCAGUUGUUGAUAUUUCUCAGAAACUCGGACUAUGUCGCUUCUUUCUUUAGAGGUAUUGUGAAUGAAGCAGUGAGGUCCGUAAACAAAAGUUUGAUUACAACCAAAGACGAGUUUCACAACGUUGUUGUUGAUGAUAUUGAAGUAAUGUCAUCGGACGAAGAGGACGAUCACUUUACGUCAUCAGAGGAUAGGCAAGAAAGGCAGGUUGUGCCUGAAGUAAAAAUACCUACUGGUAUAGUCCCAUUUGUUCAUCUCAAAAAGAGGUCCCAUGUCUCGGGAGAAUGGAAUUAUGACAAGCAGCUAACACAAACCUACCUCAAUAACCUGCAAAGAAUAGCUAUCAAUGGGGUUUCCUUUCACAACAAAACAACUUUAGUUUUCACGACAGGUGCCGAGGACAAAUUGACUGUGGAAGUCAUACGUGCACUUUUACAAGCUGGCUCAAAGAUAGUAGUAGCCACCCAGCACUUCGACCGCGAGACGUGUGUGAAAUUCCAAAAGUGCUACCAGAAUCACGGCGCUACUGGGUCUGAGUUGAUUAUCCUGCCUUUGAACAUGAGCUCUAAGAGGGACGUUUCCGAAUUUUCAACCCAUCUGUUCUCCAAAAUAGGCGAUAUUGACUUUUUCUUGCCGUUGCAUGUAAGAACGACCUUCGAGUCAAUAUUGGAUUAUACUUCUGCUGCAGAAUUGGGCCAUAGAUCAUCCAGUAUUAACUUUUUGCGUUUCCUCGGUAGUAUUGUGAGAGAGAAAAGGUUGAUUGGAAUAGACACAAGACCGACGCAUGUGUUACUACCACUCUCACCAACCAACGCAAACAUAAACGAAAAAUAUAACUUUUCAGAUACGUUUAUGGCGGUCGUGCUCCAAAAGUGGUACGAUGAAGACUGGUCUGCGGAAUUGAGUAUUUGCGGUUGUGUCUAUGGGUGGACUCACGAUGGUGAUGGUGAUUACAUUUCGCGUGGAUUGGAGGAAUCAGGAAUCCGUACAUUCGCUAACAACGAAAUGGCAUUUAACAUCCUGGGACUUCUGACAUAUGAUGUCAUUUUCAACUGUCAAGACACCCCGCUGAUAGCUGACUUGAAUGGAGGUUUGCAGGCACUUCCAAAUUUGAGUUUAAUUGUGGACAAACUCAGGACAGAUCAUGAAGAAAAGGAGCAAGUGAAGAAGGAACUAGAAAAGCAGCAUCUAUCUGACUCUGCACUUACAGGCCGUAUCGCAAAGCCUUUCAUAGAAGCGCAACCUAGAGGAGCUGGUCACCUAUCUUUCCCCAGGAUCACGCGAUACCAGAAACUUAAGGAAGAUUUCAAAGGUGACAGUUUGAACGGCCUUCUCGACUUGUCUAGUGUGGUAGUAGUUACUGGCUUUGGAGAACUUGGGCCUUGGGGUAGUCAAAGAACACGUUGGGAGAUGGAAAAAGACCAUACUUUGUCUUUAGAGGGAUGCAUUGAAUUGUCGACUAUUAUGGGAUUGAUAAAGUACUGUGAUGUCGCAGGCGGCAGAGCCUGGAUUGAUUGUAAAACAGGAGAGAAAAUCAAAGAGUUUGAAAUAAAAGAGAGGUACGAGAACCACAUUAGAGAACAUUGCGGUAUACGAUUCGUGGACCAAGAGCUUUCUCACGACUUCGAUAUGCGGAAGAAAGAAGUGUUGCACGAAAUUAUCUUAACGCAUGAUUUGAGUCCAGUCCGGAUGUCUGCUGAACAAGCAGAACAAUACAGGUUGCACCACGGUGAGAAAGUGGAAAUAUACCCUGUAGAUGAAGAAAGUGAAUGUUUGGUCAAAUUUCUCAAAGGAUGCUGCCUCAUGAUACCAAAGACAAUAAACUCUGACCGAUUUGUUGCUGGUCAGAUUCCGACUGGCUGGGAUCCAACUUUGCUUGGUAUCCCCGACGACAUCAUUUCACAGGUGGACCCCAUUACGCUCUACGCACUGGUAGCUACAGCAGAAGCUUUCAUUGCAUCGGGCAUUCGGGACCCCUAUGAACUCUUCAAGUAUGUUCAUGUCUCCGAGGUUGGUAACUGUGUCGGUUCAGGAAUUGGUGGUAUGAAAUCACACCGCGAAGUGCAAAAAGAACGUUACAAGGAUGAUGAUGUAAAGUCUGAUGUUCUACCUGAGACUUUCGCAAAUGUUACAGCAGCUUGGAUAAAUAUGCUCUUGUUGUCAUCAUCAGGACCGAUCAAAACACCUGUUGGGGCCUGUGCCACCGCGGUUGAAUCUCUGGAUAGUGCAGUGGAAACCAUUCUAUCUAAAAAGGCCAAGAUUUGCGUUGCUGGCGGGUGCGAUGAUUUUGAAGAACAUAUCGCUCAAGAAUUUAGCAAUAUGGGGGCAACAUCGAACUCGACGCGGGAGAUGGAACAUGGAAGGACUCCGGACGAAAUGUGCAGGCCUGCAACGUCGACCAGAAGCGGUUUCAUGGAGUCUCAGGGUGCCGGAGUGCAGAUUCUCAUGUCUGCAGACGUUGCCAUUGAGAUGGGGGUACCCAUAUAUGGCAUAGUUGCGAUGGCGUGCACAGCAUCAGACAAAAUCAGCAAAUCGCUUCCCGCGCCUGGCCAAGGAAUCCUAACAUGCGCUCGUCAAAAUAGCAGCGCCAGGGCGAAGAACAACAGUCACAGGCUAAGUCCGGAGUAUAGGCGACGCCAAUUGAACCAGCGUCUGAGCGAAAUCGAGCUGUGGGGCGAAUGCGAAAAGGCGGAGGGUAUAGACACUGAGUUUGUCGACCGACUUGUCGAGUCUCAACAACAGGAAGCCCGCAGUCAUUGGGGUAACACGUUUUGGCACAACGAUGCUAGCAUCUCUCCUAUAACAGGUUCUCUCGCAACUUACGGAUUGACGAUCGAUGAUGUUGCCGUUGCGUCCUGCCAUGGUACAUCGACAAAAGCCAACGAAAAGAACGAGUCUCAGGUGUUGAACACCAUGAUGACUCAUUUGGGAAGGACGGAGGGGAAUCCCGUUCUCGCGGUCUUUCAAAAGCACUUGACGGGCCAUCCGAAGGGCGCUGCUGGUGCAUGGAUGGCUAACGGUGUUCUUCAAUCAAUGCAGGAAGGAAUAGUUCCCGGAAAUCGAAACGCUGAUAAUAUUGACAAGGAAUUUGCCAAGCACCAACAUUUGGUAUAUCCGUCAGAAAACUUGGAAAUUGGCACAAUCAAGGCGGCGACUUUGACAUCCUUUGGUUUUGGCCAAAAGGGUUCGAUGGCCGUAUUCGUCCAUCCAAAUUACGCUUUGGCUGCUUUAUCCAAAGAACAGUACGAAGAGUAUUGUGGAAAAUUGUCCAAGCGUAGUGCCAAAGCUCAACAACACUACUCGCAAGCACUCGUUAAUCGCAAAAUUUGUCCAGUCAAGAUGAAAGCCCCUUUCGAGGCCAAGCAGGAAGAAGAGGUUUUUCUCAAUCCUACUUUGAGAGCAGACGACAGCCUCGAAAUCCGAGUCUCCGAAUCCUCUUGA